GACCAUCUCUCCCUUCUCUUCAGCCUUUCUGGUCUGGUUGACUCUUCUUCUUCUUCUUCUUCUUCUCUUCACCUUUUCUUCUGAAGUUUUCCUAUCGGUUUACUUCUAGCUGCAGGAGUCAGGAGGAUUUGGGGCCUCAACGUCUACACAUUAUUCUUGAAUCUUGACACGAGUUUGAAAUGUCAGCUAAAGGUGUGAGUAUAGAGUGAUUGGAGAUAAUAGUUGCAUAUUCCUUAAAGGUUGAGGACUUGAGGGUUCUGCUAAAGUACUAAACAAUGAUGGCUGAUGAGGAUAGAAAUCUAGUGGAAAUUUUGGAGGAGCACACUGUAAUUGACAUUGCGAAAUAUAUCAAUUAUGUAAGUGCUCCAGAGGCAGGUGCUAUUGCAACGUUUUCUGGUACCACGCGCGACACCUUUGAUGGAAAAGCAGUCUUGGAGUUGAGAUAUGAAGCAUAUGUUCCCAUGGCAAUACGAUGCAUGAAAUCCAUUUGUUCAUCUGCUAGAUCUUCCUGGAAUCUUGUCUCCAUUGCAGUUGCCCACCGCCUUGGCCCGGUUCCUGUUGGUAAAACGAGUGUUUUCAUUGCAGUCUCAUCUGUUCAUCGAGUUGAUUCAUUAGAUGCUUGUAAGUUUAUAAUUGAUGAGAUAAAGACGUCAGUUCCAAUAUGGAAGAAGGAGGUCUAUAGUAAUGGAGAGGUUUGGAAGGAGAACUCAGAGUUCUUGGAGAGGAGGUUGGAUCUCGGGAAAAAAGAAGGCAUAUGUAAUGAGAAAGACUCUGAAGCACAAAGACAUAUUAGGAAGAGCUGCUGUGGUGCUAAGGUAAAGGUUGUAGAAGAAGGAGAUUCUGUAAUUAGCAAACAUGAAGCUCACCAAGAUUUGUAAGAAAACAUUACCCUUUCUUGGAAAAGAGAUAACAGUUCAUCAUCAAUAAAGCUACUGAAGAGGAAUAUUUGGAAUAAAGCGUGAUCAAAAGUCUCAAAUGGAGGGUUCUAAAAUCAGAGGAGUUGUGAAGUGCCCCCAAUAUUUUCAUUAAAUCCUUUUUCCUUGUUGUAUAAGAAUCUUAAUGUUGCAAUGAAGCUGAGUUUUCAUGCAUAUUUCAACUUCUUGAAUGCGACUAUAACCUGGCGCUUGGAGCAAGCAUAAGAAAUUUUUACUUGACAUUC
Messenger RNA from Rosa rugosa (rugosa rose), 1159 nucleotides. RefSeq names its product molybdopterin synthase catalytic subunit. Gene Ontology annotation, molecular function: molybdopterin synthase activity. The transcript has 2 exons. The coding region runs from base 276 to 878 and encodes 200 amino acids. Gene Ontology annotation, biological process: Mo-molybdopterin cofactor biosynthetic process. Gene Ontology annotation, cellular component: cytosol. The record is from RefSeq and is a predicted model, not a curated record. NCBI's taxonomy places the organism in Eukaryota, Viridiplantae, Streptophyta, Magnoliopsida, Rosales, Rosaceae.